AUGACCAGACACGCCCACCGCAUCCUCCUCUGUCUCUUGCUCGCUGGGUGUGUGUGGGCGCAGGAGACACCACCCGACUACACAGUGUACGCAGACCCUGGCUAUCCGCGCGAUCCCAUCCUCGAGUUGAGGCCGCCAUUUCCUCGCUCGCUGCCCGUACAGGUCGUGCUCAAUGGGAUUGUGCUCACUCUGUCAUCGGUGCUGCUCAUACAGCUGCUCUUUACCGCGCAGUACCACUGGCCGAUGGCACCCGUCAACUUCGUGCUCCAGCUCUCUGGCGUGCUCACGCUGCUCGUCUGCUCAAUCGUGACGACGCACAUCGUCUUCAGCGCCGUCGAUUCCCAGAGCCAGACCUGGCCAUACAUGCUCAACUACCUCGCCGUCGACAUCCCGCCGAGCCCUCCCGUGUUUGUCAGUUGGCCUACUGCAGACCUAGCCGCCUGGUCCCUCAUGACCGCCACAUGCUCCGCCCUCAUACAGAUAACGCACAUUCAAUUUCUAACCCUCCUUUUCCCGUCCAAGCUGGAGAAGCGGCUUAUUUAUAUCCUGUUGGCGCCACUCGCCGUAACGUCUGCCAUCAUGCAGUUGCUGCGUGUGAUCGCCCGGAGCAAGCUGCUCGAGUCGGUCGCGGCGGUCCAGAACAUCUGCAAUGCGACCCUUUCCCUGCUCUUCACCGCUGCGCUCUUCAUUUGGGGCUUUCUCGUAAACCGCCAGAACGCUUGGCGCAUGGACGGGGGCACAGCCGCGUUCGGAGUAGGCGCGCUCACGCUCGCACCCAUGUCAACGGCGAUCGCGUUCGUUUACGUGCCGACGAAGGAGCAGUACACGUGGAUGCCGCAGCUCAUGUGGGCGAUCAUCCUCUGGCAGAGUUUUCUCGGCUGGUGGUGGUGGGUCGGCGCGGGCAUGGGCGUCGGCGCGGUGGACGAGCUGCUCUGCCGCGAGGAAAAGCGCAAGCAGAAACGCGCACUGCGCAACACGCGCCGCCGCCAGCAGCGCGAGCGCGCGGAGACCGUGCUUCGAGGCGUCACCGGUGCGCUAGGUCUUCGACGCGCCGGAAGUGAGGAGCGACCUAUACUGGGUAGCACGAACACUGCCACGACGUCUAGUGGUACGUUCCACUCGAGCGCUGCGGGCCAUACAUCAAGCAGGCCGCUGUAUGAGUGGUUCCUGUAUUGGAGACGCGAGCACCUCCAGGCGACGCGCGCUCAGGCUGUAGAGCGUGUAGAGCGGAGUCGGCGAGACAGAGCUAGAGACGACGCAACGAUCGUUGCAUCCGAGUCGGAUGAGGAUGCCGAGUUCACCGGUUCGCCAACCAAAGCAGCAAACAAUUCCAAGCUGGGCGGAGCGUCUGGCGUCGAAGUAGUUUCUGAGGAGGCCGCACCGCAUAUACGACAUGAGGCACGCGAGGAGGAUGCUUAUACUGUGGCGAGACCAUUGUCGAAGGCUGAAGAUGCGCGGACAGUGGCCGAGCAACCUCCGUCGAUCUGGUGGUUAGGUCCGUUACGGCGGUGGCGCUUACAGGACUUGACUGUGUAUUGA
Molecule: messenger RNA, 1539 nt
Organism: Rhodofomes roseus
Lineage: Eukaryota; Fungi; Basidiomycota; Agaricomycetes; Polyporales; Fomitopsidaceae
Exons: 4
Coding region: 1-1539 (512 amino acids)
Source: RefSeq, a predicted model, not a curated record